Messenger RNA from Megalops cyprinoides (Indo-Pacific tarpon), 2665 nucleotides. It is a transcript of the gene kcnip2, whose product is annotated as Kv channel interacting protein 2. Gene Ontology annotation, cellular component: voltage-gated potassium channel complex. Lineage: Eukaryota; Metazoa; Chordata; Actinopteri; Elopiformes; Megalopidae. Bases 469 to 1230 code for a protein of 253 amino acids. The record is from RefSeq and is a predicted model, not a curated record. Gene Ontology annotation, molecular function: potassium channel regulator activity; calcium ion binding. Gene Ontology annotation, biological process: regulation of potassium ion transmembrane transport. The transcript has 9 exons.
AGAUUACUCCACACAAACACAAGCACCACAGUGGGAAAAACCGUCAGAUGCAGCUCGACAUGCACCCAAUGUCCAGGCAUAAUUAAACCAAGCAGGGUAACACACACUAGCGAGCUUUCAUUUAUUACUCUAUUUUUACUUAGGCGCAUAUGGAUUUCUCUUAAGUCACGCUGCGAGGCUUUUGGAAGCGUUGCACGGACACGAGUUGCUGCUGGCCACAGCGUGUUUCGUUCGCUUAAGUCGGGGGGCGACAGGAGCGCAAAAGUAAGCUGCAUAAUAUAAUAAGAAAUCGGACUAAUUGCUUCAAGACAUCUAGGGCUCCGGUUUCCGACCCAGCUUACUUUGUAUGGUAUAGGCUAUUUUGUUACAAGGAGGCGGUAAGACCCGAAGUGGCUAAUUUGAUACAAGAGGAGGGAAAACGUUAGAAAUAUUUUUUUUUGUGUGCAAUAUUCUCCGCGUUCGCUCGAGAUGAAGGCGAAACAGAGGGAUCAGAGCUUGUCUGAUUCGAGGGAACUAGACGGAUCUUAUGACCAGCUCACAGGUAAUCCUCCCUCCAGCCAAAGCAAAAAAACCAUAAAGCAGCGAUUCCUCAAACUGCUGCCCUGCUGUGGGCCCAGCGCCGUCCCCUCAGUCAGUCAAUGCAACAUUGAGGAUGACUUUGAGCUGUCCACUGUGUGCUACCGCCCCGAGGGCCUGGAAAAGCUGCAGGAGCAGACCAAGUUCACCAAGAAAGAGCUGCAGAUCCUCUACAGGGGUUUCAAGAAUGAGUGCCCCAGUGGAAUGGUCAAUGAAGAGACCUUCAAGCUCAUCUACUCACAGUUCUUCCCCCAAGGAGAUUCCAGCACAUAUGCACAUUUCCUGUUUGAGGCUUUUGACACCAACAAGAAUGGAUCUGUUAGUUUUGAGGACUUUGUCACAGGCUUGUCAGUCAUUCUCAGGGGCUCCAUCAUCGACCGGCUCAACUGGGCCUUCAACCUGUACGACCUCAACAAGGACGGCUGCAUCACCAAAGAGGAGAUGACAGACAUCAUGAAGUCCAUCUACGACAUGAUGGGGAAGUGCACCUACCCCACCAUGCAGGAGGACGCCCCCAGAGAACACGUGGAGAACUUCUUCCAGAAAAUGGACCGAAACAAUGACGGUGUUGUUACUAUUGAGGAGUUCAUCGAGUCAUGCCAAAAGGACGAAAACAUCAUGCAGUCCAUGCAGCUGUUCGACCACGUCAUUUAAGAGGAAUCUCCGAGGAGACAGCGGGGCGUGGCUGGGCGAGCCCUGUGCGUGUGCAGUUUGGACUCCUCCUCCUGCCCCCCUCCAUCCCCCCCCCCCCUUACUCCAUUGGCCGCUUGGCAAGGAGGCUGUUUUCCAUUGGUUCCCUGCUAGAGACACAAAGGACGGAGAGUGGGGUUGGGACUGGCAAGGAGAGGUGUAGGAUGCAUUUUUUGCUUUUUAAUUUUCCUUAAUGCUUUAUUUCCUGAAAGAUCUGUUGCAUUGGACGGACUCCCCACCAAACCCUGCCCCACCUUUCUGUCGAGAACAGGCGAGAUUUGAACACAACUCGAAGUGUCACAUGGUCAGUCAAAAGGGAUGCAACCAAGCAACUCUUGAAUCGGACUGUCUCAAACGCGUCUCCACGACAGCCAGCUGAUGUGUAGUAAAACUGCAUGAUGUCACCACUGUUCGUCACACUCUAUAGGUAUUUAUAGACUUACUCCAAAGCCAGCCAGCUAUGUUCUUUGUCUGUCCGUGGCUAGACCUGUGGCAGCGUGCGUAACCACAGUGUGUCUACAUCACCAUCUCCCAGAAUGCAAGAGCUCCCACAUAUAGCCAACAAGAAUGCGAUGCGUUGGGCGGGACCAUUAAAACAACCUUCACUGUUGACAUAUACUGAUAGAAAUAGUUGUGCCACAGACCUGAGGUUAAAAUCCCCCCAAAAAUCCCUUCUUUUUCCCACAGCAUGUGUAAUCGCUGAAUUAAUAUCUCUCUGGAUGAUCACUGAAACUUAGGAAGAAAAUUCUUCUUGUGGUGUUUGCAGGCCUGUUGGUUAUUUUCAGCCACCACCUUGGUGACUGACUAAACCUGCUCAUAAUUUGCCGGCAGGGGGUGAAAGUGUUUCCUCUCCAGGUGCUGCCCCUCAUGCUCUAUCUUAAACCGUUGACCUCUGAGACCUUUGGCAAGUGGAGAAGCAGAACCUGUUACAUGGCGAUGCUCCCGUCAGGGAUGAAUAAGCCUGGGCUGUGAUUGGCUGGCCGGGAGCCCUACCACACUCGGUCAGGCUUACCUCCCUGAACAUGACUCGCUCGCCCUCCACCUCCAGCCCCUGGCAGAGUUCAUCUUCACCAGACCUGUACCGUCGCCGCUAACCGAAACGCCUCGUGCCCGGGAUGCUUUGUGGAUGUGUGUCCAAACACGAGACGUGCGGACAUCCACUGUUGCUGAGGGGUGCAGCUGUCGGGAUGGGGCUUCCCACGGGACAUAAUCAUGGUCCAGAAAAUGGUAGUAUGGUCAAAAUGACUGUUGUGAUCCCUCAUUCUGUGUAAGCUGCCCUGUGCUCGGUUGUUGGCGUGGUUGUUUUAAAUGUUUAGCAUAUUUUCAUACGGUUUUAUUUAUUUUCAAUUUAUUCGCUUAACAGAUGCCCUUGUUCAGGACAUGCAUUUUAUUCAUUCAC